This is a messenger RNA of Seminavis robusta, 2570 nucleotides long. The record is from the annotation of a GenBank genome assembly. Lineage: Eukaryota; Bacillariophyta; Bacillariophyceae; Naviculales; Naviculaceae.
GAUCGGAUUCGAUUCGAUUCUCGAUUCAUCAUUCCCCAUGGUCGCAUCACUCUCUCGGGAAACUUGAAGCAAACAGUGCGAGGGAUGGCAGAUAGCAACAGCAAUAUAGCAAUCAUUGAGGACACUAGCAGCGCAACCAAUAGUACACCAAGCAUCAGAGCUUCCUCUCGAAAGAACCGAGUUUAUGUGUUUCGAGACUUUCUGUUGAAGACAUAUGGCAAUCACAACAAUGGCAGUGCGGAUUGCCUGUUGAAACCUGGGGCUGUGAUGCUGGAUGUAGCCGGUGGGAAGGGUGACUUGUCAUGGUUGCUCUUGAAUGCCGAUGGUAUUGAAUCCAUUGUGUUGGAUCCGAGGAGUUUGGCGUCCGCAAACCAUUUGAUUCGAUCGGUCCAUUGGUUGGAAGAACAUCCAAAAGAAGCCAAACUACGAGCCGUUCCUAGUCGUCUCACACACCAACCACUAGCUGCUCUGGUGCCGAUGAUAAUUGAAAAAAGGGAUCAGCGACGGCAAGGCCAAAUAGCUGAUAGACAGGACAAAGAGUUCCUGGAGCCCCGGCAUUUGCAGUUGAAACUAGAUACUGCUUUGGUGGAGGCCAUACGACAAUCGAUCCAAGAGGAAAGUGUUGCUGCUACAAAUCGGCAGCAUUGCCCAAGUACUUGGUUGAGAUUUUGGGAUGCAAACAUGAAAAGUAAUUGUGGGCAACAAGUGACUGCAUCUGAGCCUUGUUUCUUACCGGAGAGUGAACGACAUCAAGAGGUUGAUGCCGAACAAACCAUUCAGAAUGCCUCUGAAGCCUGGGGCUUGCUGCAGAGGAUUCAGCUGAUAGUAGGGUUUCAUCCAGACCAGGCCACUGAAGCCUGUUUGGACUUAGCCGUGUUACUCAAGGUUCCAGUCGCGAUUGUGCCUUGCUGUGUUUUUCCUUCCGAAUUUCCAGACCGGAGACUAGAAAUAGAACAAGAGAACUAUGACGGGGCUGUGACCAGGACAACGACACGGGUGCGAGACUACCAUCAACUGCUUCUCUACUUACAACAGAAGCAGCCGAAACUGCGAAAAGACACGCUGGCCUUUCAUCAGACUGAAACAUCGCGGAAUAUCGUCCUCUAUGCGCUUCCAGAGGAGAUUUGAUGUUGUUUGUACCAGCUAGUACACGUAGAGAAAAACAAACAGUCUCAUCUUGCACCACGGUGCUGGAGAGAUAUUUCCAUAUCGUGACAAAACUGAAUCUCUAAAGUUUAUCUAUGUUCGUUUUCGUCUGGCCCGCCUUUUCUUCGGAGUUGGUUCGGGUGGUGGUGGCGGCGGUUCAUCUUCCUCCUCUUCACCUUCAGCGUCGGCCUCUUCGGCUUUUGACGAAGCCUUGAGGGACAACUUGAUACGAAGCUUCUUCUUGGGGGCUUUCUUCUUUCCAGGAGAUGGGAGUUGCUCUUCUGAGAAACCGUUUCGCUUCAGCACACGAUCCAGCUCCUUUUCAAGAGCUAGAACAUCUUUGACAACCCAGGAACCCUCGCCGUUGAACUUUACGGCAUUGGCAAUCAUCAACUUCCAAUCGUCCUUGUAUUCGGAAAAGUGCGUGUACAGCUUCCCCCUGCACUUUCGCAAGAUGUCAUUGAUGGCAAUCGGUUUGUCAAUCAGCUCGUAGUAAUCGGGGAACUGCUGUGGUGCUGGCUUUUCCAGGAAUAAGUCAGCCAGCCGACGUUUCGUCCCCGGCUCUUUCAAUGCGACUACGGUCUUUGUGCAGCUAAUGAGCUUUCGGAAGGUCCAGUCGGUGAGCUCGUUUCCGAUAGCGGCGCCGGCAUCUCCAGAGGGGGCAACAUCUUCGUCCUCUUCGUCGCCGUCACUAUCGGCUUCUGGUGCAUUCACAGCGGCUUUCUUCCCUCCCUUCCUGGCUUUCUUUCGUGCGUUCUUUUCUUUUUCCUCUUCGACGGCCUUUUUGUCCAUCAUCCGCAUGAACUGCUUCUCUGUCAAGCCAUCGUCGUAAACAACAGCCUUCCUCUUUCUUGAGUUGUUGUCUACGUCAUUGUCAGCAUUAUUCUCAUACUUCUGCUUCCCACCGGGAAAGUUAAUCCAGUCGGGGACAUCAUCUGGUGAUUCAAACAGCUCUGCCUGUGGAAGGCCAUCGCGAACACGUCUGUUGUCGUAAUCACAAUACAUUUCAUAGUCUCUGUCGUUGUUGCUGAUAAGCUCGUUGAAAUCUUCCUUUUCUUUUUCGCUUACAGCGCUAUCGUCGUCCUCGUCACCGUUGUCAGAUCCCGAUUUUUCGGAUGGCCCCUUGUUCGUCGACUGAGCGUUGGAGCUAUCAAAGUCGGUAAGAAGAAUCUCCAUCAGCUGUUUUCGCUCCAAACUGUUGUCGCUCUCGACGCUCCCUUUGUUGAACUUUCCGGCUUCCACCACCAAAGCAGCGGUGUUGAGCUUUUCCGUGGCACGGCUAAGAAUCUUCUCUUCCACAGGUGAAUUCGUGCACAGUCGGAACACUGACACAUCAGAGCGUUGUCCGAUCCGAUGAGCACGAUCUACAACAAAACAAAAGCGAAAAGGAAUGGUGAGAGGGCGGCCCCGCAGUUAGCAUCCGU